GACAAAACAUUCGAUCUUUGUACUUUCUAAAUUAAAAUCAUGGCUUUUAACUUGCCAAAUUCUCCUUAUAAUGGUCCACCACCAUUGGUUCUUGAAUAUAGUGAUGAUGAUAUGGCUCAAAUUCAUGCAAGUGCUGAGCUUACUGUUUUUAUUCAACUGUUUGGUAGAAAAAUGGGAUGUUAUCAGCUUGGUUCUUGUAUUCAUGGCUUUUUCAACCUUGAUGGACGUGUUGAAGUGACUGAACAUGGUCACUGCAGGUACUCUGCCAAGUUCUCCAGCCAGGGGGAUUAUGAUCGAGCUAUUCAGAGAAGUAGCUGGCAGAUUUCGGAUCACCAUGUCAUCGAGGUUUAUAAAUGGGAGCCUAAUUUCCAAUUCGGUAAAGUGCCACUUCUUGCUGUUGGAGACUUUGUGGAAGCCCGCGUGGAAGGGCUUCCUGUUGAGUACUGCAUAGACAACGCGGUGCUUAAAAUUGGCAAUGCUGUUUGCGAGCCCUUGGGUUGCCCCGUCUAUAUGGUUGAUACUUUGAAUGGUAAACCUCCUCGAUUUUGGUUUCUGUUGACAGGUUCAACAUGUUUGGAUCUUCCUUUGCACGUUCAGAUAAAUGGUGGUCCACUUGUGGGAUUGUCUUAUUCUCGAGCACAGCAAUGCUAUCAUUGUGGUAGAUAUGGACACUUCCGCAAGACUUGUCCUGAGCUCAAUCAACGGAUAAGAUCUCCCAACCGGGCUACACCUUCCAACUCUGGUCCAAUUCGAGUCCAUCGUCCUCAUUUGGGUCGACAACCAGCCCCAGUUUCUUAUGUGUCACCACGUACCUCGUUCCCUGCAGAAACUCAUGAAGGAACCACAGGUUCAGAAGAAAGUCAUGAAGGAACCACAAGUUCGGGAGAAAGUCAUGAAGGUACCACAAGUUCGGAAGAAAGUCAUGAAGAAACCACAAGUUCGGAAGAAAGUCAUGAAGGGACCACAAGUUCGGAAGAAUGUCAUGAAGGAACCACAAGUUCGAUCACGCCAUUUUCUCCUAUAGAGUUCUUUGCUGGCUCCUCGGGUAGCACUAGUCCCUCGAGGCUAAUUGAAGAAACGAAAAUGAGUCCUAAGGGUGCUAUGCUUGUUGAGAAUGGAAUGGAAAGCAAGCCGAAGUGUUACAAUAUGGGAGAAGAGGUUUCUGGAAUCGACGUUGCUGUGAGAGUCUCUCAUUUGAAUUAUCAAAGGGGAAAUCAGCGCUGGGUUUCCAUAACUCCCCGUGCUGGCGAUGGGCCCCGUUGCUCCAAGAAAUUGCUUUGCACAAGCAUUGAGAAUGCUGAGGACCGGAAUGCAAUCCGUGCAAUAAAGGACACGUGCUACGAAAACAAUGUUUCAAUGGCGAUUGUAUUCGAUAAAUCCUCUGUGCUAAGCAACGACGAUCGAAUAGUCAGGUGCUUUGGUUUCUCUGAUUCUUAUUGUGCAGAAAUGAUAUUUCGAAGGUUCAGAGAAGAUGGCUCAGCAGUGGACGUGAAGGGUAAUUGCUUGCUGAUGUGGAACGCGGAAGAACUUCGUGUUAAUGUUUCCCCAGUAUCGUAUGGUAAUACACCACUUUUGUCCCAACAUCUCGAAUUUAAUGCCUCGUGGGUGGUUAGUGAAUCCGAUUCAGAUGAAUCGUCCAAUGGUUUUUCGAGUUCUGAAGGAGAAGGCUCAAUCGGUUCAUCUGUUUCUAGCGAUGAAUACUCUCGAAAUGGAGACAUAGAUUCAGAUGAAUCCUCUUUGUUUUCUUCUGCUGGAGAAGGAGUUUCAAAUGAAUCUUCCGCCUCGUCUAGUUCUAGCAAUGAAUCAUUGAUUUUUCUUCCAAAUGGAGCUACAGAUUCGGAGGCAUCCUCUUUGUUUUCGACUGAUGCAGAGGAAAUUUCAAACGGAUCAUCUGCUCCUUCUAGUUCUGAAGAAGGAAAUGAUUCAUUUAUUCUUUCUCCUAAUGGUGAAUAGGAUAAGUAUAUGAUUGAGACCACAUAUAUCUCAUGAUUGAAACACUCUAACGUUUCCUUAACCGUACAAAAUAGAGCAAAUUUGAUUGAGACCAGGGAGAUGAGGGAUAGGAGUCAAGGUUCUGCAAAAAUUCAAGUCCCGAUCCAAUUCAGCAAGUCCGAAUAGAGAAGACAAUCAGUGUUAGUCAUAAAGUUUUGAGCUACAUUUUCUUAUGGUACUUCUAAUAAUCGUCGUUGAAAAUUCAAUAUAUAGUUUUUUGAUCUGCAAUUUUGUCUAGUAUAUAGUUCAGUUCUAACCAUUUUAGGCUGUAGUAAUGUCAACUGUACAUACUCCAUACUUUUUGUAUACUUGUAAUUGAUGUCAAGGAAGUUUUGAAGGCAAUAGAACAAGAUGUUUUUUAAAAAUUAUCUCCCUCUUAUGACUUGUUGAUUCUCUUGUUAUAGCUAGUGAUGGAACUUGGACAAUAUUUGAGCUUUAUUUGGAUAAUGUCUGGUUUAACAAUGUCCUUGCUAAAUCUGAUAUCUACAUUGCCUAUUUGCUAAAUUUGACAUUGUACGUCGACAUUAUUAAUUUCUCUUGUUUUUCAAUAGUUGUUCAGGACCAGUUUCAGUUAAUGUAACUAUUUGCAGUGGAGAUUAUCACUUUGAUCUUUUGUACUGUUGACUGUGCAUGCCCUGUGUGCAAAAGGUCGUCACAUAAGCUGUUGCUGUUGUGCACUAGCUAGAACACUUGUUCUAUGACCUUGGGUGAAAGUUAUCCAGUAAUAUUUACUUGUCUUCCUUUAUACUGGACAUUGUCUUCCCUUAUACUGGACAAUGAUAUUUAUUGUGUUUCAGAUAGGGGGAUAUGGAGGGUGAUGAUUAGGCUAGAAGGUUAGUAGGUAGUCGAACGCUGUCUAGUUUCAUUUUUCAGUAUUAUUAUUAUUAUUAUUGUUAUCACUCUCCUACUAUCUUAUUCUUCGCUUUUAUUAUUACCUGUUGUUUCCCUUGCUUCGGUUAUCCUGUUGUUUGUCGUCGCUACUGUUCUUUUCUCCAUUAUUUUCAGCACGGCUUCUUCACAACUGCAUUUCCUUUUCAUACCUGAUUUGAUAUGCUUUAGUUUAGCCGAGGGUCUAUUGGAAACAACCUCUCUACCUUCACAAGGUAGGAGUAAGGCUGCGUACACACCACACUCCCCACACCCCACUUGUGGGAUAACACUGGGUAUGUUGUUUUUGUAAUUAGUUGUAACCUUUUGUGUUGUCUGCUAUUUUUCUCUUUUAAUGAGGUAAUGCCUGCAUUUUAAGCUGACAUAGAAUUCUCAAUGAUCUCUAAAGUAAUGUAAGAUUUCAUGUUGGAUGUAUAAGAACUCAAUGACAGAGAAUUGAACUGAUUCUUGAAUGAACUUUUCUUCCCUUAGUAACUUUACUGUAUAAUCCAUGAUUAUUUGUAUCAAAGUAAAAAACUGGUUUACUUCUCUUACACUUUAUUGUAAUUAUGUAUAGACUGUCAUGAAGGAAUAUGGUGUUUUUACUCAUUCAGGCUUCUUUUCCUUGGGUAGGAGCAACGAGCAAGCAUUAUACUGUCUCUCUAGAUGUGUUGCAUGUUCUAUUCGUCUCGAAAAAAUAUUUACUUUGUUGUAUGGCGAUGAAUCCUCUUUUCUAUCUACUAAUCCAAAUACACAUUAGGUUGGGGUCGUUUA
Messenger RNA from Lycium ferocissimum, 3633 nucleotides. RefSeq lists its product as uncharacterized. Gene Ontology annotation, molecular function: zinc ion binding; nucleic acid binding. The record is from RefSeq and is a predicted model, not a curated record. The coding region runs from base 40 to 1953 and encodes 637 amino acids. Lineage: Eukaryota; Viridiplantae; Streptophyta; Magnoliopsida; Solanales; Solanaceae. The transcript has 2 exons.